AGAAGAAGAAGAAGAAGAAACUGGAUUUGCUUUUUCACCAGAGGAUCCAGAUUUCCCUGUGGCCUCACAAACAAAAAAGAAGGAAGACGGAGCAGCACAGUCAUCCCUUUGUGAAAAAGGCAUUCAGAGACGGGGUUUCACCGUGUUAGCCAGGAUGGUCUCGAUCUGCUGACCUCGCGAUCCGCCCGCCUCGACCUCCCAAAGUGCUGGGAUUACAGGCGUGAGCCACCGCGCCCGGCCUCAGCUGGUUUUUCAAAAGUCAUGGCAAGUAAUUGUCAGAACAGUGAACUUCGGAGAUUCACCGGAGGGGCGAGGCCACAGCUCGACCGCGAGCACCUGAGCAUCCUGCACCGCCUGCGACGGCCGUCAGGGGGCGCGAUGCCGCCUCACAGAACCUCAAGAGGCGCCCGGGUUCCGGCACAGACGCCCUGCGGCUCCAGGGGGCGGAGCCGAGCCGCCUCCUCAGGACCUACGCAGGAGACGCCUCCAUCCCUACAGGGACACCUGAGAGGACCCAGCCUCCUCCUCCUCAGGACCCACUCGGGAGACGCCGCUGGCUCUAUAGGAACACCUGGGGACCGUGGCCAGGGACGACCCAGCCUCCUUCUCCUCAGCUCCUCAGGAACGACUGGGGAAGCUGUGGCUUCAUGGUCCCCGAGGCUGCCCGAGGAAAGGUAUUUCAGGACAGCCAGGAGGGGGCGCACAUCCGCCGAGAAACUGUGAGCAAGAGCGUCUGUGCUGAACCAUGGCUCCACCAGAGGGCGCGCGAUCCCGCCCCAACCAACUUCCCGCUGAGGUGCCAGAAGCAGCGAGGAGCUUCAACUUCCUCAGGGCAGCACGAGGGUCAUGUUAAUUUGGUGUUCUUCAUUGAUUCCCCAACAGUUAUUGCCGUACCAGAUUUGCAGUGUCGCACAAAAUACUGCGGUAUAUUGCACUGAAAGCAUGGACGCUCUCCCAGGUUGUUGGAACGUAAUAAGAGUUAAUGUGUGGUCUCUGCUGCAGUGUCCUGAAACAGAGCGCUAAGCCUCGGGAAUGUACGAAGUAAUGUGUCUUUCGUAUGCUAAUGAAAUGAUUGAUGGCUGGGGGCACCUGGAUAGCCUCAGUGGGGCUGGCUGCCAAGGGAAGCCACCUUGUCAUUAGAGGAUUUGAAAUUUCUUCCCCCGUCCCAUCUCUGUGAAGGGGAGAGGUGCUGAUGGUUGAGUUGAUCACCUAUGGCCACAGACGUAACCAAUUUGCCUGUGUAAUAAAGGACAGGGUUGGGAGAGCAUCUGUGUUGCUCUCCCAACACAGGAGAUACUGGGAGAAUCAUGUCUGGUGAGGGCAUGGGUGGCCUGCAUUCCUUCCACAUACCUCACCUUGUGCAUCUCUUCGUCUGGCUUUUCAUUUGUAGCGUUUAAAAGAUCCUUGGUAAUAAGUCAGGAAUAGUAAGUACACUGCGUUCAUGGGUUGUGCAAUGUGAUGUAGCAAAUUGCUGAACCCAAUAAGGGUGUUGUGGGAGCCUCCAAUCUGUAGCAAAGUCAGACAGAAGGUAACCUGGGAACCUACUGUUUGUGGUUGGCACCUUAAGUGGUUACAGUCUUGUAACGGAGUACCCAUAUUUUCUUACAGAAUAAAUGAAUUAGUUUUACCAUUUUGCUGUUCCUGCACUUAGCUCUUUAGGAAUGCAAUUAUAAGCUUUACUGUCUCUCCACCAGACACUUCCUAUACUGCAAACUUUUCCAACUGUGUGAUAACUUAAAAGUUCCAGGGACCAAACCUUGAAACAAACUGGCACUUCCAUAUCUCUCCCCCACCAGGAGAUUGGCAGCAGACAACAGUCAAUUUACAACCUGGCUCUGCCCAUGGUGGUGCUAGCAAGAUCACCUAAUGGAGAAAACAUCAGAGCAUGUCCCAUAGACCCUGCACCUCCUCACCUCAUCCCCUGCAUGCCAUUCUGGCAAGUCCGAAAGCCCUGCUUUCUGCCCAGAAAGUGGAAGCGCUUCCCUUAAGGCAAGAGCCUGUAUGUUCCCUUCAGCUAAGCUCUGGCAUAAAGUCACUUUCUUUUUACCAUCCUUGUGUUUGUCAUUUAAAUUUGCAAGCAACAAGGGGCAUGACGUGUAUUCCUAGGACUGAGUCCUUAGCCUGUGGGGUCUGAUGCUUUCUCCAUUUACUGUCACAAUUGGGUUGCACUGUAGGACACCCAGCUGGUACCCAAGAUUUGGUCUGUGUGGGGAAAAAACCGAUGUAUCUGGUAACAGAAGUGUUCUGUGUUGAGUGUUGAGAGUAUACUAUAAGACAGUUGUUUUUCCUAUUAUAACAUUUUGUCUUUCAACUUUUUUCUUCAUGUCUUCUGAGACGUAAAAGUUGUAAAUUUUGAGGAAAUAAAUUGAUUUAUUUUUC
This is a messenger RNA of Pan troglodytes (chimpanzee), 2379 nucleotides long. Its product is annotated as putative protein FAM157B. NCBI's taxonomy places the organism in Eukaryota, Metazoa, Chordata, Mammalia, Primates, Hominidae. The record is from RefSeq and is a predicted model, not a curated record. The transcript has 5 exons. Bases 648 to 938 code for a protein of 96 amino acids.